AUGAAACUCUGUCUUGUGCUUUCCCUCGUUGUCGCCCUCGCGAUGGCGCAGCCGUCGCUGGCGAAAAAGAUCCGAGGAAGGGCUCCUCAACAAAACGAACGCCGAGACAUCCAAAUUCGAAAGAAAAGCAUGCGUUCCAACAACGGUGGAUACGGAGGCUAUCGUGAACCUAGCCUCUGGGUGCAACCGGGCGGUACGGGUGGCGGUCCUCCUGAUUUGAACCAAGUUACGGUUGGCCAGGUCACGGUCACACAGCAGAAUGGUCAAUCGUCUUCUUCUUCCACAACCACAGGAACAUCUACGACGACAACGUCAGGAGGAACGGUCACCGUAACAGGAGGACAGCCCAUCAUGAACGUAGGAGCCAAUGGCGAUCAAUUGGGAGACGGCUGUACUGGAGUCAUUUCCAUCACGAGGCCUGAUGGAAGCGUCGUUCAGUCUGGUACUCCAUGUGUUACCACUACCUCUACAAGCACUGCUGGUACUUCCUCAGGCUACCUUCGCCCAAAUCGUCAAAGUGGCAGUAACAGUAAGAACGAUCGUAGCAGAGAAGGAAACGCUGCUAGCGCUUCGUAUUGGACCAACCCAGCGGAUACAUCGGGAGGCGGUGCCCCAAACCUGAAUCAAGCUUAUGUUGGAGAGGUCACGAUAACGAGGAAUAAUCCUUGA
This is a messenger RNA of Seminavis robusta, 669 nucleotides long. NCBI's taxonomy places the organism in Eukaryota, Bacillariophyta, Bacillariophyceae, Naviculales, Naviculaceae. The record is from the annotation of a GenBank genome assembly.